CUCUGUCAGUGGAGGAGAGGGUUUCGAAAUCCAGCUGUAGCUCAAAGUGAUCGCCUCCUUGGGCAUAUCCAUCUAAGAGGAUUGUGCCCUUUUCCCCCUCGAACCACUUUUUUCGUUGUUCUGAACCUGUAGGAUUUUUCUUAUCUGCCACUCAGGUUUGUGAUAUAGUGAGUGUUCUGCUGAAGAAUAACUGAAGUUUUUCUUUCAUGGCUGAAGCACCUGCCUGUGACUCAUUUGCGCUUUUUGUAUUGACGUGAUCUGUGUGCUCUAAAUCAUUUCUUUUUGGUGUACUGGAAUUGUUUCGUUUCGCUGCACAAGGAUUUCUUGCUGACAGCGUGGUUGGAAACCAGAAGUAAACUCUUUGGAGAAACCAUGAGUUGGACGCAUUAUAAAUGCUAAAAGUCUGUCUGCUUGGAGCGACGCCAUCUGAAGAAUCCAAUCAAGAGAUGACCACUGUGUCAAUGGAGCCUAUAGUGGCGAUGGUGGAGAAGGUUUCCAACGUCACUGAUCUUCCAGUAGAAGCUUCUACCGAAGACAUGGCUGCCACCUUCACCAUUGGCACCAUCUUGUCCCUAAUGUGUCUGGUGGGUGUGUCUGGAAAUAUCUACACGCUUGUGGUGAUGUGCCACUCCAUGCGCUCGGCUGCCUCUAUGUACAUCUACAUCAUCAACCUGGCACUAGCCGAUCUGCUCUACUUACUCACGAUUCCAUUUGUGGUGUGCACGCAUUUCUUGAAGGGAUGGUACUUUGGAGACGCCGGGUGUCGGAUCCUCAUCAGCAUGGACUUCCUUACAAUGCACGCCAGCAUUUUCACCCUGACUGUCAUGAGCACAGAACGCUACUUUGCCGUCCUCAAGCCUCUGGAUACAGUCAAACGCUCUAAGAGCUACCGAAAAGCAAUCGCCCUCUUGGUGUGGACGGCCUCGUUGAUUCUCACCUUACCCAUGAUCAUCAGCGUUCAGCUGAUGACGGAGAGCUCCAAGCCAAUGUGUCAACCCACCCUGAGCCCUCUCUCGUAUAAAAUCUACAUCACCUUUCUCUUUGGAACCAGCAUCGUGGCUCCAGGGGUGAUAAUCGGGUACCUCUACAUACGCCUGGCACGAACCUAUUGGAUUUCCCAAACUGAGACUUUCAAGCAGACCAAGAAGCUCCCAAACCAGAAAGUCCUGUAUCUGAUCUUCACUAUCGUGCUCUUGUUCUGGGCUUGCUUCCUGCCCUUCUGGAUCUGGCAGCUUCUAGGUCAGUUUCAGCCCGAGCUGGAUCUCUCCACCAAGGCCAAGCGCAACAUUAACUAUCUGACCACCUGUCUGACCUACAGCAACAGUUGCAUCAACCCGUUUCUCUACACCCUGCUCACCAAGAACUACAAGGAGUAUCUCCGCAAGAGACAGAGGACGUGGACGGCUGGCAGCUACCUCAACCGACGGAACCGCUUCCAGCGGUCACCCCGUCGCUCCUUGUCCUCCAGCAGUCAGCAGUGCACGGAAAGCUUUGUGCUCGCGCACACUUCUCGCACCAACAACAGCAGCCUCUGAGGGAUAGACGACUGUCUGGGGCAAGACAGGAGCAGAGCAAGCCAAGACGGCUGGUAUCUCCCUCCUCCAAACAGAAGAGGGAGAGGAAAGGAGGAGCAGAGCGGGCGAGAAAAGAAAAGCAAGUCACGGCAUGAAGACUAUCCCCAACUUAAGAGGUCAAUGUGGGUUUGGAGUUGCCGUCAUCUCACCUGUUGAUUCGUUUCGAUCUCAGAAGACUUUUAAGAGGGAAAAACCAAUUCCCAGUUCAUCAGUUUUCUCAAACUCUGGGCUAUUAUCACUGUGAACUGGGGAUAUAUAUAUUUUAUAUUUAUUUAUUUUUUGAUCACUCGUCAAACUUUGCCAUCAAAGCAGAGAGAUAACCAAGAGAAAAAUGUGACAACUUUCAUCUCCCCCCUCCCAAGUGGCUCAAUUUGAUGAGAGUCAUUUCCUUCAAAUAACUGCAAUAGUAGCUAUCAGAAUCUUUCCGAACAUGACUCCCGCAAAAGAUGACAUCAAAAAGGAGGCGUAUUUCCUAGUACGAUAUCUGUUUCUCUCGUAUUUAUGAAAGAGUCUUUCUCUAUUUGAUCUCAUGGGCUGCAUUUGACAUGAAGCUAUUCUACUUGAUUUGGCUUUGAUGAUUUGAUGAUCUUCAUUGUAGGGUACUAAGUGGCGAUGGAAAGCCUUCUAGAACACUGCGAGAAGGACUUCCGAGCACCCUUUUAUUUUUCAGAGCGCUGUAUUCCAUUCCCCGGGACUGUCAAAUGGAUUCUCUCUGAUCAGUGAGGAUUCUGUCUCUUCCAUUCUAUUUCCUUGAGGCCUGACAAGACUGGAGGUUUUACGUUGGCCUCAGACUGACCUGAGAGCUGUUUCUCCAAACAACAUUGCAGAGGAUGCUCGGAUUUGACUUUUAAUGAGUUGGACAUUUAUACUUUCCAUACUGACAAGUCAGUGCCUGUCCAUAUGGAAGGUCCUACAGAUAUAGGAUGUGCACAAUAUGAGCAUUGCAGAGUGAAACUGAACUGAACUUUGUGACUCCAAAGGAACAGAUUAUUUAUCUUAAUGCACAAUGGCGAAAUGGCGCUUAUUAUUGUUGGACUCCGUAUUUGUUUUACAAAAAAGAUAAACAGGAAAGUGCUGCCCAAAGUCUAUAUGUUGCUUUGGUUUGCUGAAUCUGAGGAAUGCCUAUUUUGUUUUUGUACAGAGAGCUUAAAAAUACUUGGUAACACAUUAUAAUAAGGGUCAGUGUCUUAACAAUAUUUAACAAAUUGCAUUAGGGAUGCAUUAGCUAUCAUAAACUAAUAAUAAAGCACUUAUUAAUGUAGGGUUAAUGCUAAAAAUAUUGAUAUGGCAUUACAUGUUACUACACCUAGAACAUUAAACUACAUUAAUAAAUGCUGUUAGCUCAUGAUAACGGUGCAUUGACUAAUGUCGACGGAUUAUUGUAAAGUGUUACCAUUUACUUUAUGUACAUGCUGUAUUUAUGUAAAAUUUCUAUGGGCAGAUUACUUCUUGUAAAUAUUUCAGCUGUGUUAUUUAAAUUGUUGCCUACUUUGUUUACACAAAAGCUAAUGGCAAUCAAAGAUCAAGAGAAGUAAAAUAUGUAUUAUAUGAAAUAUAAAAGAAUAUAUAAAGAAAAAUAUUUUUGCACCUAUUGCAACACACACACACACACAUGUGUGUGUGUGUGUAAAUCAGAGGGAGAUGCUUUCCACAGAGCGUGAAUUCAUGGCUCCAAGGUUGCAUUUCGUACCUCAAGGGAGAAUAAGUUGGUUCCAAAUGACUAAAACAGUACACUUUUUGGACUGCUGUUUAGCAAGUUAAUUUAUUUCUAAUAUAAACUUUAACGGACAUGCUUUUGGAAGAGGAUUUGGUGUGCAAAUACAAACAACCAGAGGCAAUUAAAAAUGCAAAGCAGGAAUGUUAUUUUUAAAGUUGUUUGGUUAAGGCCUACACAGAUAUUUCGAAAAUAUGGUUUCUCUUUGUGUCUUUGUUUUGCUAUUGUGAUGUGGUGAUGCUGUUUUUCCACAUUUGUCAUUAUUUAGUCUAUGUGCAAUUGCAGAAUUUCUCACUUUAGCUUAAAAUCUCAAUAAACAUGUUCAGUAAACAGUG
Labeo rohita (rohu) is the source of this 3623-nucleotide messenger RNA. RefSeq names its product urotensin-2 receptor (gene uts2r1). The transcript is spliced from 3 exons. Gene Ontology annotation, cellular component: membrane. Bases 393 to 1535 code for a protein of 380 amino acids. NCBI's taxonomy places the organism in Eukaryota, Metazoa, Chordata, Actinopteri, Cypriniformes, Cyprinidae. Gene Ontology annotation, biological process: blood vessel diameter maintenance; regulation of blood pressure; neuropeptide signaling pathway. The record is from RefSeq and is a predicted model, not a curated record. Gene Ontology annotation, molecular function: urotensin II receptor activity.